Molecule: messenger RNA, 4470 nt
Organism: Vigna angularis (adzuki bean)
Lineage: Eukaryota; Viridiplantae; Streptophyta; Magnoliopsida; Fabales; Fabaceae
Exons: 4
Coding region: 1-4470 (1489 amino acids)
Biological process (GO): DNA integration
Molecular function (GO): nucleic acid binding; RNA-DNA hybrid ribonuclease activity
Source: RefSeq, a predicted model, not a curated record
AUGGCAUUCUAUACUGACAACGACCCGGUGAUAUGUAGAGCUUUUUCUUUAUCUCUUAAGGGGGAAGCUCUGGAGUGGUUCCAUAACCUUCCACGGAAUUCAGUAGAUUGUUUCGCCACAAUCGAAUCCUUAUUCCGCAAACAGUAUGCGGCUAACAGAAAACCGGCGGUGACCGCUGCGGAGCUUGUCCAUACCAAGCAAGAGAAGGAUGAGACCCUGAAAGCUUUUAUGCAACAAUAUAUCGAGACGGCCCGGCGUGUCAAGGAUAUCACUCCCGCUUUCAUCAUCAGCAACUUAUCUUCCUGCUUAAAACCGGGACAGUUUGCGGAACAGUUGUAUGCUGAUCCUCUGACCUCCAUGCAAGAAUUGCAAUCCACUAUUGCAAAAUUCAUCCGCAUCGAAGACCACCGUAACUCCCGAAAGAAACAACACCAGGAUAUCUCCAGCCAGGAGACAAGGAAACCAGUUAAGCGAUCCACUAACGACUACAAACCGGACCGACCACCUCGGAAGGAGACAAGGUGGAUAUCUAAGUACGAUCGUUACACGACUCUCAAUGCACCACGGGCGAGGGAGCUGGAAGAGGCCUUGCACGCCGAACUCUUAACCGUGCGACGAAAGGCCACCCCGAAAAACGCAGACAGUAACAAAACCUGCCUAUUCCAUAUGAACCAGGGACACGACACAAAAGAGUGUAACAUGGUGAAAGACGAACUAGAGAGACUCAUCAGGGCAGGUUAUCUUCAGAAUUAUAUUAAGGAUAGAGUCUCCACUAGAGCUAACACCCCUCGCCGAGGAGAUCCUUCUAGGCGAAGCCCCCAACGAUCACAUCCGAGAGAUGAUCGACCCCGAAGACGAUCUCGUAGUCCGCCUCGCCGGACAGAAAGGGAGCGCUCGGUCCGAGGCCGCAUUGACACCAUAUCUGGCGCUAGUAUCGCUCGGUAUGAUGUCGGCAAGGUCCUCGUUGACCAAGGGAGUUUGGUCAACAUCUUGUACUGGUCUACCUUUCAGAAGAUGGACCUAUCUGAGGAUCUCAUCGCCCCGUUUAACGAACAAAUCGUAGGAUUCUCAGGAGAGAGAGUGGAUACCAGAGGAUACCUAGACCUGCGAACCCGGCUCGGAACAAGUCGAGAGGCACCUGAGCUUCGAAUUCGAUUCCUGCUGGUCGAGGCCAAUACAUCUUAUAACGCCCUACUUGGACGACCUUGCCUGAAUGCGUUCGGGGCAAUUGUAUCCACUCCUCACCUCGCCAUGAAGUUUCCGACAGAUCGUGGUGACAUUUGUACCGUAAGGGCAGAUCAACGAUUAGCCCGACAGUGUUAUGUGGCGGGGCUGAAAGUAACCCCUUUCGUUCCAACCAGAAGGACAACAGGAGCCGAGGCAGCAGCGGUUGACUUAGACCCCCGAACCAAUAUAGACGAGCGUCUUCUUCCGCAAGGCGAGGUCAAAAUCCUCUCCUUGACAGAUGACGCAUCUAAAACUACUACCAUUGGCGGGGACCUCACCCCAAGCGACGAGCGCGAUCUAGAGCGUAUACUACGGAACCAUGCCGAUUUGUUUGCAUGGACGACCGCCGACAUGCUGGGAAUCCACCCCGGGAUUAUGGCCCACAGAUUAUCCAUCUUCCGGGAGGCACGGCCUGUCGCCCAGAAAAAGCGACGGUUCGGGGAGGAGAAGCGCAAAGCCAUUCAAGCGGAGGUCGAGAAGCUGAUGAACGCUCAGUUUAUCAGAGAGCUAACUUACACUACGUGGCUGUCAAACGUAGUCAUGGUUAAAAAGUCAAAUGGCCAGUGGCGAAUGUGUGUCGACUUCACAGAUCUCAAUAAAGCAUGUCCCAAAGAUUCAUAUCCCCUGCCUAGCAUCGAUCGUUUGGUAGAUGGAGCUUCAGGUCAUGUCAUCUUGAGUUUUCUCGACGCUUAUUCAGGAUACAACCAGAUCCCAAUGUACAAACCAGAUCAAAACAAGACGGCCUUCAUUACCGAACGCGCUAAUUACUGUUACGAGGUAAUGCCCUUUGGAUUAAAGAAUGCCGGGGCCACUUACCAACGCCUUAUGGAUAAAAUAUUCCAUCAUCAAAUAGGACGAUGUAUGGAUGUGUAUGUCGACGACAUGGUUGUUCGCAGCCAUUCUAUGGAGCAACACCUGCAGGAUUUGAAGGAAGUUUUUGGGCAACUUCGACGGUACAGCCUGCGCCUUAAUCCUUCCAAGUGCACUUUCGGCGUUCCCGCGGGUAAGUUCUUAGGCUUCAUGCUCACGCGUCGAGGCAUUGAAGAAAAUCCGGACAAGUGCAGAGCUGUACUCGACAUGACAGCUCCGCAAACUUUAAGGGAUGUGCAACGUCUGGUAGGGCGACUUACAGCUUUGUCCCGAUUCAUUCCGAAGCUUGCCGAACACAUCAAACCCAUCCUGAAGAAUUUAAAAAAGGGCACCACCCGACACUGGGACGAUGAUUGUGAAGCAGCGUUCGACACUGUAAAGCGCAUUCUCACCAGUCCGCCGAUUAUGGCUCGGCCGGACACUGGAUCUGACUUGCAGCUGUACAUUGCGGCAUCCCAUCACGCUGUUAGUGCUGCCUUGAUACAGGAAGCUCCCUCCCUUAAAUUGAUAUACUUCGUCAGUCGUACGCUGCAGGGGGCUGAAGAACGCUAUUCUCGAAUUGAGAAAAUUGCCCUGGCAUUGCUCACCGCUUCUCGACGCCUCCGCCCGUAUUUCCAAAGUCAUCAAGUGGUAGUCCAAUUCGGACUCCGCUACGAGCCGCGAGGGUCCGUCAAGGGACAACACUUAGCAGACUUUGCGGCUGAGGCGCUACCCUCCCCAGAUGACUCGUUCACCAAUUGGUUACUCAGUGUAGACGGAUCUUCCGGCAAAAAGGGGGGAGGAGCCGGUAUCGUUCUGGAAGGACCAGAUGGAUUAGUUAUCGAGCAAGCCAUCACUUUCAAUUUCCCAGCUAGCAAUAAUCAGGCCGAAUAUGAAGCCUUAAUUGCCGGCCUAUCCCUAGCCAGGGAGCUCACGGUUGACCGUUUAGAAUGUCGGAUGGACUCGAAGUUGGUAGUCGGCCACGUAAACGGAACCUAUCAAGUCAAAGAUAAUCAGCUAUUACGUUAUUUCCACAAGGCUCAAUCCUUACUACGAAAUUUCGUCGAGGUUAACGUCAUCCAUGUACCCAGAGAACAAAACGCAAGAGCAGAUCUCUUGUCUAAGUUGGCUCAUUCCAAGGAGCGAGCACAGCUGUCCUCAAUCAUUAAGCUGACGCUCGACAGUCCGGUGGUGGAAGCAUUCGUCACCGAUCUAUCAACACCUACAACGGAUUGGCGCCAGCAUAUUAAGAAUCUUAUGGAAAAACAAGACAACGGAGACAGCAUUUCGGUGGUUGAUUCCAAGCGCAUAGCACGUUUUGUGUGUAUAGGUGACGACCUAUACCGUCGCGGCUAUGGCACUCCUUUGUUGAAGUGCAUUUCAGAGGAAGAGGCAAACUACGUACUGCGCGAGUUACACACCGGGAUAUGCGGGUUACACUCUGGAAAACGGACCAUGAGGGCUCGUGUGCUCCGCGCGGGAUAUUAUUGGCCUACACUCGACCACGACUGUGAAGAAUUCGUUAAGAACUGUAUUUCCUGUCAAGCCCAUGGUCACGACAUCCGCGCACCCCCAGAGGAUUUACACCAUAUCGUCUCUCCCUGGCCGUUCGCUCAGUGGGGUCUCGACAUAGUUGGACCACUGCCGAUCGCCAAGGCGCAAAACAAGUUCCUCCUAGUGGCGGUCGACUACUUCACCAAAUGGAUAGAAGCCGAACCAUUAUCCGUUAUCAGUGCCCAACGAGUACAGAAGUUCAUCUGGCGUCUCAUCUGUCGAUUCGGCCUCCCUAAGAAAAUCAUCACAGACAACGGUCGCCAAUUCGUUGCCCGUAAACUAGAAGACUUCCUCAGCCAGUUAGGCAUCCAACAUGUCACAUCCUCCGUCGAACAUCCUCAAACUAACGGCCAAGCAGAGGCCGCGAACAAAGCCAUACUGACAGAGUUAAAGAAGCGACUUGGCGAAGCCAAAGGGGACACCCCGUUCAACCUGACUUAUGGCACUGAGGCUAUGCUCCCAGUCGAAGUUGGCGAGCCUUCAUUAAGGCGCAAUAUCACCGAUAUGUCCCUUAAUGAAGAACAAUUGAGAAUAAAUCUCGACAUCCUCCCCGAACGUCGAGAGGUUGCCGCCAUUCGAGCAGCAGCGCAAAAGCGAAUGCUAUCUCGCCGAUAUAACACCAAAGUCAAACCCAGAACCUUCAAAAAUGGAGACCUGGUAUGGCGAAAACGAGGAGAAGCUAGGAAGAAUCGAGCACACGGUAAGCUUUCGGCCAACUGGGAAGGACCAUUUCGAAUUAUAGAAGACAUGUCGAACGGAGCAUAUCGCCUCCAACUUCUUGAUGGGCAACCAGUUCCUAACACCUGGAAUGCCACUCACCUUAAAUACUAUUUUAGUUAA